AUGUCCAUGUCGCCGUGCCGUGUGUUCUGUCUGUUGGCCAUUGUGCUCUGCUGUGUGGGUGUGACUCAUGCUGCUGAUCCGCAAAGCACCUCAAGAUUUGUUGUGAUGGCAGAACAAAAUUCGAAAAUGAAAGAGGAAUGCGAGAACGUCACCAAGGUUGCUGAAGAGGCCGCCCGGAAUGCUUACUUCUUUGUUUAUACCACUAAGAAUACACUCGAACAAAUUGUUGCAAACCCAGCGGAGGUGGAGACAACGAAGCAAAAAGGUAUUGAACUCAUCAAGACAGCAAAUGAGGCCGCAGAGAGUGCAAGAAAAGUGGCCCAAAAAACCGAUCAACAGUCAGAACGGGAUUUUCUUGAAGCCGAGGGGGCACGUGAACGAGAAGAAAUGUUAGGCAAGACAGUACCGAAAGAGAUUGAGGCGGCAGUCGAUGCGACACAUGAAGCACAAAAAGCAUUCGCUGCUGCUUACGCUGCUGCUACAGAGGCGGAAACUAAUGCCAAACUUCUGGAGGAAUUCAUGAAGCAACUUGAGGACGCAGUUGCUGAUGCUGAGGAGAAGAAGAAGGAAGAACAAAUGAAACAGGAGAAGGAGAAACAGUUAAAGCUGGAGAUGGAAGAACGGAUAAAGCUGGAGAACGCAGAAAAGGAGAAACAGAAAAAUAAGGAGAACCAGGUGGGGUCUCAGGCACAGCCACAAUCUCAGAAUACGACAGUUGAACAGACCACACAAACACAAUCACAGAAUACAGCAGGUGUACAGCAAUCACCGCAACAACUGGAGUUGGGCAGAGUCCAUACAGAAGAAACGAACACGUCUGAGCAACACCACGUACGGCAACUGUAUACUGCAGAUGUACAGAAGGAGAUGGAUAAACCAACACGAAGAAGAAGGGAGGCAGAACAGACGAGUGAAGAUUUUUACACACCACAGACACCAACACAACAAGGAAAACCAUCAGAGAACCAGACUCACAGUGGCAGUGUAUUGCAAGAAACUCAGUCUCUUCCUUCCCCCGAUUUUCGCUCUCCUCGUGGCUCUGACGUUGGUGAAAUGAAUGUCAAUGAUCUUCUUCGGAAUGCUGCAUUGACGAAUGGUAUGGCACUAAAUGACAGCAGCAGCACCCCUGCGUUACUGCGUGUUCCACUCCUGCUGCUGCUGCUGCUGCUCUCUGUGCUGGGCUGCAUGACCGUGUGCUGA
Trypanosoma theileri is the source of this 1200-nucleotide messenger RNA. RefSeq lists its product as uncharacterized. The coding region runs from base 1 to 1200 and encodes 399 amino acids. The record is from RefSeq and is a predicted model, not a curated record. The transcript has a single exon. NCBI's taxonomy places the organism in Eukaryota, Euglenozoa, Kinetoplastea, Trypanosomatida, Trypanosomatidae.